UAAUUUUACGGAGUACUAGCCCCACCCUCCUUUCUGCAGCGUGCAAGAACUAAAAAUGACGGAAAAACAGAAAGAGCCCUUGUUGGAUGCUUCUCGUCCUCCCCAGCUGGAGAGACUUUUUGCAGGUGAUGGCUACCUCACUUCCUUUGAGGGUGACCUCCUCUUAAGAUGGAGUCGCUAUGCGACCCUAAGGAACAGCAUAAUAAAGAAUGAAGGGAGUCUGGCUGAGUUUGCAACCGGUUAUAAUAAGCAUGGUCUGAGGCAGCUGCCCAAUGGGGACAUUGAAUAUCUUGAAUGGGUUCCAAAUGGAGAGACGGUGUCACUUGCCGGAGACUUCAAUAAAUGGGAUCCCUCGGCUCACGUCUGCACUCACCUUGAGUACGGGAAGUUUUACUUGAAACUCAAAGCGUCCGAAAAUGGGACCCCAGCCAUACCUCACAAUUCUCAAGUCAAAGUAGUCAUAAAGACACAAGAUGGCCAGACCCUUUGGAGGAUGCCUCCUUGGACUCGUUACACUAUUCAAAAUAAGGACCUCGUCUACAUCCCUCGGCACUGGGCCCCGCCCACACCAUACAAGUGGGUACACGGUCACCCUCCUAAGCCGACCAGUGUUAAGAUAUACGAGGCUCACGUGGGAAUAUCUUCUCCAGAACCUAAGAUUGCUAGUUAUAAAUAUUUUGCUGAUAAUGUUCUCCCAAGGAUAGCCGAUUUGGGUUAUACUUGUGUUGAGCUGAUGGCAGUCAUGGAACACGCCUACUACGGGAGCUUUGGAUAUCAUGUCACUUGCUUCCAUGCCCCCUCAAGUCGCUAUGGUAACCCGGAUGAGCUCAAGUACCUUGUAGAUACUGCCCACGGACUGGGGCUGUCUGUGAUUUUGGACGUGGUACAUAGUCACGCUGCUCGUAACGUUGACGAUGGAUUAAACCGGUUUGACGGGUCUGACGCUUGUUAUUUUCACAGUGGGCCACGUGGGGACCACACCCUCUGGGACAGCAAGAUAUUCAAUUACGAGGAAUGGGAGGUUCUUCGUUUCCUCCUCUCCAAUCUCCGCUGGUAUAUAGAAGAAUACCGGUUUGACGGGUUUAGAUUUGACGGAGUUACAUCAAUGCUCUACCAUCACCAUGGUAUCGGUACUGGGUUUAGUGGCGAUUAUAAAGAGUAUUUCAACAUGUCCGUUGAUCUCAGUGCUCUGGUAUACCUCAUGCUGGCCAAUAGUUUAUUGCAUGAAUUGUAUCCUUUUGUAAUAACUAUUGCUGAGGACGUAUCAGGUAUGCCCACAUUGUGUCGUCCUGUUGAAGAAGGAGGAGUGGGAUUUGACUUCAGACUAGCAAUGGCUAUACCAGACAUGUGGAUCAAGCUACUCAAAGAGGAGAAAGACGAGGACUGGAAUAUAGAGUCAAUAUGGUGGACACUAACCAACAGGAGGUAUCACGAGAAGUGUAUAGCAUAUGCCGAGAGCCAUGACCAAGCAUUGGUAGGCGAUAAGACCCUGGCCUUCUGGCUGAUGGAUGCCGAGAUGUACUCCAAUAUGAGCACUGUAGCUCCUCGUACUAUUGUCAUUGAUAGGGGGAUGGCCCUUCAUAAGAUGAUUCGAUUGGUCACGAUGAGUCUAGGGGGCGAGGCCUACCUGACUUUUAUCGGUAAUGAGUUUGGGCAUCCUGAAUGGCUGGAUUUUCCUCGUAAGGAUAAUGGGUUUAGUUACAAGUACGCUAGGCGUCAGUUUAAUUUGGUCGAUGACAAGCUACUCCGCUACCAUUUUUUGUAUAAUUUUGAUCGCGAUAUGAUUAAACUUGAGACAGACUAUCCUUUCCUCUCGUCUCCGCCCGCUUACGUCAGCAGAAAACACAAUGGAGACAAGGUUCUCGUUCACGAGAGGGGCGUGGCAUCGACUGUCUUUGUAUUCAACUUUCAUCCAACUCAGAGUUUUUCAGAUUAUCGCAUUGGCGUCUAUUACCCUGGUACCUAUAGAAUAGUCCUUAAUUCCGACCGGAAGGAGUAUGACGGUCACGAUAGGAUUGAUGAGUCCCUGGACUAUGUGACAAGUGAAGGAGAAUUCGACGGUCGACCUCAUUCUUUGUACCUGUACCUACCAUCAAGAACUGCUCUAGUUCUAGCAAGAAAGAACUGAUUUGAAUUAACGUUUAAGUGUGUCUUUUUUGAUGGUAAUAAUCUGUGUGUUGUUUUUGGGGUACUUUAGUGGUUUUUAUAGUAUAACUAAUCUAUUUUAA
Molecule: messenger RNA, 2228 nt
Organism: Amphimedon queenslandica
Lineage: Eukaryota; Metazoa; Porifera; Demospongiae; Haplosclerida; Niphatidae
Product: 1,4-alpha-glucan-branching enzyme-like
Exons: 5
Coding region: 56-2128 (690 amino acids)
Biological process (GO): glycogen biosynthetic process
Cellular component (GO): cytoplasm
Molecular function (GO): hydrolase activity, hydrolyzing O-glycosyl compounds; 1,4-alpha-glucan branching enzyme activity; cation binding
Source: RefSeq, a predicted model, not a curated record